This is a messenger RNA of Ochotona curzoniae (black-lipped pika), 732 nucleotides long. It is a transcript of the gene IZUMO1R, whose product is annotated as IZUMO1 receptor, JUNO. Gene Ontology annotation, cellular component: external side of plasma membrane. Gene Ontology annotation, molecular function: signaling receptor activity. Gene Ontology annotation, biological process: fusion of sperm to egg plasma membrane involved in single fertilization; cell adhesion; sperm-egg recognition. NCBI's taxonomy places the organism in Eukaryota, Metazoa, Chordata, Mammalia, Lagomorpha, Ochotonidae. The transcript has 4 exons. The record is from RefSeq and is a predicted model, not a curated record. Bases 1 to 732 code for a protein of 243 amino acids.
AUGCAGCAGUGGUGGUGGCUCCUGCUUGGGUUGUGGAUGGCCCUGCCUACCUGGGCUGGGGACAAGCUGCUCAACAUCUGCAUGAAUUCCAAACACCACAAGAGGGAGCCAGGUCCUGAGGAUGAGCUCUAUGUGGAGUGCGAGCCCUGGAAGGACAAUGCCUGCUGCACCGCCACCACAAGCUGGGAAGCCCACCUGGAUGUGUCCCCACUCUACAACUUCAGCUUCUUUCACUGCGGAUUGUUGACCCCAGAGUGUCAUAAGCAUUUCAUUCAAGCCAUCUGCUUCUAUGAGUGCUCCCCAAACCUGGGCCCAUGGAUCCAGCUGGUGGGCCCCAAUGGGCCAGGACAGCGAGCCAUGGGUGUGCCAUUAUGUCACGAGGACUGUGAGCAGUGGUGGGAAGACUGCCGCACAUCCUACACUUGCAAGUCUAACUGGCAUGAUGGUUGGGACUGGAGUCGGGGGAGGAACCGCUGCCCUGCAGGGGCACCCUGCCGCCCAUUCCCCCACUACUUCCCCACCCCAGCUGAUCUGUGUGAGAAGAUUUGGAAUAACACAUUCAAGGCGAGCACAGAGCACCAGGGCAGUGGUCGGUGUCUCCAAAAGUGGUUUGAGCCCACACAGGCCAACCCCAACGUGGCCGUCGCCCGCCUCUUUGCCAGUCCUGCCCCAGCUUGGAAGCUCCCCUCCACCCUUGUGGGCUUCUCUGUGUUCCUGCCGUUCCUUCCCUAA